CAAUACCGAGAGAACAGUAAAAAGCUUCACACAGCGAAGGUCAACAUGUCUGAGACAUACGACUUCCUGUUUAAGUUUCUGGUGAUCGGCAGUGCUGGGACAGGGAAAUCCUGCCUCCUCCACCAAUUCAUUGAGAACAAGUUUAAACAGGACUCCAACCACACCAUCGGCGUGGAGUUUGGUUCCAGAGUGGUCAACGUUGGUGGAAAGACGGUCAAACUGCAGAUCUGGGACACUGCUGGGCAGGAGCGAUUCCGUUCUGUUACACGCAGCUACUACAGAGGAGCAGCUGGAGCGCUCCUUGUCUAUGAUAUUACCAGUCGGGAGACAUAUAACGCCCUAACCAACUGGCUGACAGAUGCACGGACUCUGGCGAGUCCCAACAUUGUUAUUAUCCUGUGUGGCAAUAAGAAAGACCUGGAUGCAGACAGAGAGGUGACCUUCCUAGAGGCGUCGCGCCUUCCCGUGUGGGCUUGCUCAAAAGAGCUGAUGUUCCUGGAGACCAGUGCUCUGACAGGGGAGAAUGUCGAGGAGGGUUUCCUGAAGUGCGCUCGCACCAUCCUCAACAAGAUAGACUCAGGUGAGUUGGACCCAGAGAGGAUGGGGUCAGGUAUUCAGUAUGGAGAUGCUUCGUUGAGGCAGCUGCGACAGCCUAGAGGCACCACCACACAGAAUAAACAGCAGUGUAAUUGCUAGGGCUCGGGGGCCCUGCCCUCACCUCAGCCCACAGGCCCACACAGACAGGACGUCCCCUACAGCUCCAGGUGUUUUUUGGUGUGUGGGACCCUUCUCUCUGCAGUCUCACACACCUUGGAUCACCUGGAUUAGUGGUCAUGGAGAUCACUGCAACUCCUUAGUCGCUGCGUCUGGGCAGGGGAAGCUCUCAGUGUGAACACUCUGAGAUCAUAAAGAAGAGGCUUCCUCUUCUUUAAACAAUGGUUUCUCGGUUACUUACCAGACAAGGACGAGUCAAGGGUUGUGUGUAUGGGCUGCCCUACUGUUGUUUUAUCUCUGUGCUUUUUCAUUCUGGUUUUAGUCAUACCGACAUGCUUUUUACAUUUGCACAUCAUUGUUUAUAAAUUAUUAUUGGUAAGCUAUUUUGCAAAUAUCCAUCUUUCAACCUAUCCGGAUAUAAUUCAUGAUUAGUUUGGUCAGCGCUUUGAAAUUUUAACAUUCAUAAAGGCACCUGUUGAUAUUUUGCUUUUUAUUAUCCAUUAUUUGAGUUAAGUGUAUUUUCCAUAAAUUGAAAAUUGAUGGUGAUAAACAGUCUGAACGUGUCCUCUUAUAAGUCCAUUGAAGUCGACAUGCACAGAUAUUUCUUCAGAAUUACUGUAGAUAUAUUGAAAACCAGAUACAAUGCAAGUCCUAGUAAAGGUUUCUGCACUUGUUGUUCUGUAUCUUUUCCUGAUCCAAAUGAAAGCAGCUAAUCUGUGAGUUAAAGUGUAGUUAAAAAUCUUCAUAUAUAAGUAACAUACAGGCCCGAAUGUUAGAGCCCAGUCCUUUUUUUUUUUUCCACUGGACUUUUGGUUCGCAGUAAAAUGCACUAUUAUGACAGUGUGUUGGCCUUAGUCAUGUACUUGAUAUUAUGGAUCUUAUAUUUAUUAUAUUAUUCCUAAUCACCCUGUCUCUAAACUGUCAAAGGGAACGGUCCAAUCACCGCACUCUACAUCCACACAGACGAGCCUGUGGGUUAGGUUUAAAGCACAAAAAAAAGAGGUUUUUGUCUUUAUUUUCCUCCAAAGUUCCCAAAGUCUGUAGAUUUGAAUGAUCAGAUUUAGUCCCUGUGUCUUUGGUCCUAUCACAGUGUAAGGUUAAGAAAGGGCCGUCAAUGUUUGCAAAACAAACAAUGUCUUUGACUCCUCCUGCUGGGCUUUUUCUCCAUUUUCUCGACCUCGCUUUUAAUUCAUGCUGCACAUACUGUAUGAGGGACGUCACAGGAAACCACAGUUAGGUUUUGCCUCUGUGCCAAGUUUGGGAAACUUUCAUACUGCCCACUCAGUUCCCUCUUAGAGGCUCAACACUGUUUAGUCGAGCAAGGCUUUGAGUGCGCCUUGAUGAAAGUCAGGAUUAAAAAAGUAACUUUCGCUUCUCUUUAUCAAGCACAGAAGCAUCUCUGCUCUGCUACAAAAUGUCAUUAAGUAUGCCGAGCCAACCCCAGAUGUUUUCUCCUUUCGAACAGACCCUGCGUUGCCCCAGAGACACACAGGGAAUUUCCACUGUAACAUGGUUUCCUCUUUCCGUGUAGCACUGACAGCAUUGGUUUGUGGUGCUGCGGGAGGAGAAUGAGGCUGUGAGUUAAUAACUGAAAAACAUCCCAAACUCUCCCACCCUACUGUUGAGUCAAUGGCACUGCUUCUGUCUGAACCACUGAGAGCAGGUCAGAAUGACCCCAGCCAAGAGGAGAUCAAAACAAACUGCCUGCAAAACCUAUUUCUCAUGUCUUCUCCUCAAGUGUGAGCAUAUGUCCUCCCAGACAAGCCAUAUGCGUUUUAAGCUCAAGUGAGCCAGCACACUUAAGGGAAAAAGAUGGCGAGUUGUUCAAACAUGAGCUCGUAUAGGAUAUCAAGAGACAGAUGGUCAAAAAAAAAAAAAAGAAUUUCAUAAAAUAUUGGCAUUGUGUGCUAGUUUGUCUCCUUCUGCAAGUGCACUUUUACUUUUGAAUUUUCAUGUUUUUUUUUGUUUAUAUGCUGCAACUAUAGAAUUGUAAAUUUUAUUUUACUUGAACAGUAUACUGUAAUAAAGAUUUUAAUUGUAGACGUUAUCAUUUCUUACUAAAUGACAACUGAGAUUGUUAAUUUGAUUCCCUUGUUUCUGCUGUCGCCAGGAGAAAAGACUGUUGUAGCGGCGAUAAUCUGCUGCUGUGUUAGAGGUUUGACUUGUUUAUUGCCCGCUGCUGCAGUCAUGAUGAAAGGAUGUUGACUUCCUGAGCUGUAGGAGGCCCUCUGCAGCAACUCCGAUCACCCAUAUUCACAGGUUGUCAUUUACAUUCAGCUAUCAAGUCAUCUGCAGAGUUGGCUUGCAUUCACCUGUAUUUAUUGUACAGUUCCUAAUACACAUCCAUCAGAAUAUCCAUAUGAUAAGCAUCCAUCAUGUGAUGAACACAGUCCAACUCAGUUGUUGCUUAGUAACUAAUGUUAUAUAAUCAACCUAAAUUCUACUGUACAUCUAAAGUAACCUAUGCUGUAAAUAAGAUUUGUCUAUUGUCAGUUGAGGGUGAGUGUUGCUCAUUGAUUGUAAUGAUCAUGCAAUUCCCAGUAAACUGCUUGUUUUUUCAGUUAA
This is a messenger RNA of Morone saxatilis (striped sea-bass), 3279 nucleotides long. RefSeq names its product RAB4B, member RAS oncogene family (gene rab4b). Gene Ontology annotation, cellular component: endosome. Gene Ontology annotation, molecular function: GTPase activity; GTP binding. NCBI's taxonomy places the organism in Eukaryota, Metazoa, Chordata, Actinopteri, Moronidae. Gene Ontology annotation, biological process: Rab protein signal transduction; regulation of endocytosis. The transcript is spliced from 8 exons. The record is from RefSeq and is a predicted model, not a curated record. Bases 46 to 696 code for a protein of 216 amino acids.